Grus americana (Whooping crane) is the source of this 5209-nucleotide messenger RNA. RefSeq names its product cyclin D2 (gene CCND2). Gene Ontology annotation, biological process: regulation of cyclin-dependent protein serine/threonine kinase activity; positive regulation of G1/S transition of mitotic cell cycle; mitotic cell cycle phase transition. Gene Ontology annotation, molecular function: cyclin-dependent protein serine/threonine kinase regulator activity. The transcript has 4 exons. The record is from RefSeq and is a predicted model, not a curated record. Gene Ontology annotation, cellular component: cytoplasm; cyclin-dependent protein kinase holoenzyme complex; nucleus. Lineage: Eukaryota; Metazoa; Chordata; Aves; Gruiformes; Gruidae. Bases 597 to 1238 code for a protein of 213 amino acids.
GACUCGGGCGCGAGAACCUGUCGUGGCUGUGGUACCCCGCCGAGCCAGGACAUUUCAGUGUUCGUCCCCAUCAUCUCGGUGGGUACCGAGGGGGGGCCCUCAGUUUCUUGCAAUAAGAAAAGAAGGGGAGAAAUAAAUUCAGACGGGCUCCCGCUGAAGGAAAGUGUGGAGCGGAUUUCAUUGGGUCGCUGGAAGGAAAAAAAAAAAAAAGAGAAGCUGUCAUUCGUGUAUGUGUGUGUGUCCCUAUACGAGGGCCUCCGGGUUCCUUGUUAGCUUAUAGAGAGGAAAAAAAAAAAAAAAACCGCGUUUGAUGUUACGUCUGACCAGCUGCUGUUCUCCAUAAUAACAAGAGAGAGAGAACUGCCUGCCCUGGCGAGUUGCGUCACUUUGCUUCAACUUUAGGCUAGAAACCAAGAGAGGGAGAGACGAGUUUCAAGGGAGGCAGGAGCGAGCUGGGAAGCCCUGCCGUCUUCCUCCCACCCACCUACCCCUCCUCCUUUACCCCUCUCCUUUCCCCACCCCCUUUCCCCCUCCAAAAAAAAAAAACCAACAAAAAAACUUUUCCAUCAGAGAAAGAGGGAGAUCUCUUUGGAAACAUGGAGCUGCUGUGCUGCGAGGUGGAUCCCAUGAGGAGAGCUCUGCCUGACCCAAACUUGCUCUACGAUGACCGCGUUUUGCACAACUUACUAACCAUAGAGGAGAGGUAUCUGCCCCAAUGCUCCUACUUCAAGUGCGUCCAGAAGGACAUCCAGCCCUUCAUGAGGAGGAUGGUGGCCACUUGGAUGCUGGAGGAAUGGGAGCUGGUGGUGCUGGGGAAGUUGAAGUGGAACCUUGCAGCUGUCACCCCACACGAUUUCAUUGAACACAUCCUAAGGAAGCUGCCUCUACCUAAAGACAAGUUGCUUUUGAUCCGGAAGCAUGCACAAACGUUCAUUGCUCUUUGUGCCACAGAUUUUAACUUUGCCAUGUACCCACCGUCAAUGAUAGCAACUGGAAGUGUGGGAGCAGCCAUCUGUGGCCUUCAGCUCGAUGAUGGAGACAGCCUCACGGACCUCCUGGCCAAGAUCACAAACACAGAUGUGGACUGCCUUAAAGCUUGUCAAGAACAGAUCGAGGCGGUGCUAGUAAACAGCCUUAGGCAAGUCCGGCAGCAGCAACAGCAAAGCAAUCCUUCUAAGACGGUGGACGAACUGGACCAGGCCAGCACUCCCACAGAUGUGAGAGAUAUCAACCUGUGAGGACAUCGGCACAGAAAGUCACGCUUGCUCCCCCCAGCCCCUUUAUUUUUGUUAUUAUUUUUAGAAUGAAACUUUUUUUUUUUUAAUCUGCUCCCACAUAGAACGUAUUUAAAGCUCUUUUAGGUAAAAAAAAAAUACAAAAACUGAAUAAUGAAAAAAACCCCACAUUUGGUGCCUGUGAUGUUCUACAGAAGGGAAUCCCACAAUAUAUUUGGUAACUGCUAUUUGAUUAUGUAUCAGUGAUAUUAAAUGCUUAUAAAAGCAUACAAAGUAGCUAGAUAACUGUAAGCCUGCAUUUGUGGGAACAAAGUAGAGUAUACUUGUCUGUGUAUUAUGACCUAGUGCAUACACCCCUUUUUUAGAUUUAAGAAAGGAAUCGUGUGUGCGAUUUUAUGGCUUGACUAGAUUGCAAAGCAAUAGAAUAAGGGGUUUAGGACAAAGUGGGAAAAGAUCCCUGAAGCAAUUGAACCAUUUUGAAUGCAGAAGAGAUUUGCUGAUCUGUCACCUCUGUUAUUAGUCAGAAGUGUUUGUUGGAUCUCUGUAUGUUAGUUUUGUUUACUCUUGCUGUCUGUGGUAGCUGCUACCUAAGAAAGAAGAUGCUUUAUUUUGCCAGCCGGAAGAGCAGGUGUUUUUUGGGGGUUUUUGUUUGUUUGUUUUUGGUGUUUGUUCUUUUUCCAAAUUCCCCUCUCCCCUCUUGACUUUUUCUACUUUUCCUUCAGAAAUGGUUCAUUCUAAACACAGCAGCAUCUUUGGCAUAAGGGCAAUCCUGUUUACCCAACUGUGGGCCAAGCCAAAGUUAUCGAGUGUUCACGUUAGAUGGGGGAAAUGCACCAAUUAAUUCCGACCAGUCGGCUAAUCAGACCGCCUCCGACCUUUGGAUUGCAAGAUGCAGUGGAUCACCUGUGAAAAGCAUUAUAUUCCUUUACAGCGCUAAUGCUUCACAUCAAUGUUAACUUUUGGCAGCUCCUUAGCUUGACCGUAAAGACAUUUAAAUGAUGCUCUGUCCAUCUUCCUUUUUAAUAUAUCCUCACUGUGUUAAAGAACGUGAGAUUUGGUUUGAUCCCUAUUCUACCUACCCAUCUUCCCCCCUGCCCCCGCACACUUUUUCAGCAUUUCAUUAACUUUCUUGAUCCACAGUGAGCGUUUUUGUAAACCAUUUCAUUCGAAAAGCACUUUGAAAAUUGUUCCUAAGGGAUUAAAUGAGAUGGUUUAUGACGAUUUUGCCGAGGAGAAAAAAAAAAGAAAAAAAAAAAAGAAAAAAAGAAAAAGUCACAAAAGCAAAGCAUAUAGCUUUUUAUAGUCAAUAUUUUCCAGUAUCUGGUGUACUUGGUUAGUUGCGGUGUUGCUGGAAAUACCAACACCUGCUUCAGAUGACAUUCCUGUCAUGACAUUCCGGAUAAAAGCCUGAUGAUUUGUAUUGUUCAGUGUCACAGAAGGAUCUUAAUACCACCUGCAUGCUUAUCUAUGGACAACAAAAGAAAAUUGCUGGUGCAAAAGACACGAGUGGUAAACAUCAAGGUGUGUGACUUGGAGUUUUAUUACAAAGGUGUAUUCAGUGUACUUGAAUUUAUUUUUCUGCUCCAUCUGUAACGAAGAGGCAUUUAGAUGGCAAAGGAGUUGGAGCAACUUUUUUUUUUUUUUUUGCACAAUUGUAUUAACAGUUUGCAAAUAUACAGUAUGAAGCUGUUGGUUGAAAUGUUAAUGUUUGCGUUUUUAAGACAAAAAUCCAGAAAGAACAUGCUACUUCGAAGAAUAUUAUAUGAAUGGACUCAGCCAUAUUUGGCUAGAUGAGGGUAGAAAAUGGAGUAAGAUUCUAAGGUUUUGUUGUUUUUAUGGUUUUGGGGGUUUUUGGUUUUGUUUUUUUUUUUUUUUGCGCUGCUAAGAAGCUAUGAUUUGUUUCAUUCUUAUUCACAUUAACAGUACUUAGCUGUAUUGUUUCACUGAGUGUGCUGCUAUUUUAUAAACAUUUUUAUAAUAUAUUAUUUUACUGCUUAAAUUUCAAAUCCUGAAGUAGAUGGUUAAGUGGAGAUAUGAUGAGUUCUUUGAUUUACUGGAAAUGCUCUGUACAGGUUUUGGUUUGUUUUUUUUUCUAAUAGCGUGUUCAUGAUUAUUUUUUUUAUUUUAUUUUAUUUUUUCCUUCUUUCUUUUUUUUUUUUUUCCUUCCUUCCUGAUCACAUCCUGCAAAGACGGUAUACUUACCUCAGGUUUACUGGACAAAACAGAAAUGGUUCCCAUUUUCACAAUACCUCACAACACGACAGUUUGGUUUUUCCCCGGGGCCCACGCUCCGGCCGCGCCGGGGCGAGGUUGCAGGCAGCCGGGGGCACUGGCUCCCUUCUGGUCUUCGGUAUCCUUUUCAUAGUGGAAAAAAUGCAUUGAGUCUCUGCGGGCGGCUUCACCGGAGCAAGUCUGUGUUUCCCAAAACCAGUGGUGGGGACGGCCUUGUUCUCACCGCCGUCAGCUCCCGCCUUGAUGUUCCACAUGGGGGAGCACCUGAAGUUCAGCGACGGUGUCUCUCCUGGAGGAAAAAAGUUAAUUAAUUUUGCGGAAGCAAGACUCCGGAGCUGCAUGCAGCAUAUAUAUGACAGAUGAGAACAUUCCUUGACGGUCCUCCUACGUUAGCAAGUGGCGGCUUCACGGGGCGGCAAGCCGGAGGGUCCCCAGACAGUGGGAUGCCCUCUCCGUGCCGGGCUGCAGCGCGGCUGCCCGCAGUCAGCGUAGGCACCACGUCCGUCGCCUUUGCCUGGUGCGCUCCCCUCCGCGCUGUAGGUCGAGCGUAGGUGGGGGUAGCAUUUAGGGUGCCUGCCCCUGCCCUUCAUCCCACCUCCUGCGGCACCCCAGUCCCGUGCGGGGAUCCCCCUCCUGCAGGAUCGUGCCCCCAGGGCUCUGCAGCGCUGACAGGGAAGGGGGGGGCGAGGUCCGCGGAGGGGCGAGGAGCGGGCGCAGGGGUUGCAGCACAACCCGGGUCCUUCAUGGCAUCCCGAUGGGUCUGCCCGGGUCACCGCCAUGGGCAAGAGUGUCCUCAGCCGCAGUGACGUACUCAAAAAAUGCUAACCGUCUGGUUACGCCCAGAAACGUACUGUAUUUGAAGUCUGGAAAACCUAGAACUUCAGCGUUUUCACAGUAGCAUUCAAAAUCAAAAUACUCUAUAGUAUGCUUUUAACAGACGUUAAAAAAGUGAAUGCUACUAUUGCAAAUGAGGUGUGAGAUUUUUUUUCCUGAAUUGCAGAAAUCAUAAACCUUUGUACUGAUUAAUUAAAAAAAAAUACGUUGCUGAUUAUACCUUCACAAGUGCUAAGGGAUCGGCACAAUUGCUAAAAGCGUGUCUUUCUCAGCUUCCUAUUGAUGGUACUUCGAUGAUAUUCCCUUCCCUGCCAUUACUGAAGUGUAGGAGCACCUCGUAAUCUAUUUAUAUUCCCAACAUGCUUGUGAAAGAGAAGAUGACUAUUAACACCAUUUUAAUAUCGAUGAUUUAUGCUUGAAUAAUCAGACGGCUCUUAAUUACUCAGCAAACCACCUGGCCACUGGAUUUUUUCCACUAUGUUUAUUACCAUGUUCUCAUGUACCUCAGAAAUCACUCUCGGUUGCACAGUUUCUGUUCUCAAACUCUCUUUUUUUUUUUUUUUUUUUUUUUGCUUUAUCGAGUGUGAUGCCAUAUCAAGUCAACGUUACUCUCUCACAAUGUGCUCUUUAAGACGUGUGGAUGUUUAUAUGGUCAGGGGAUGCUAGAAAGUGCGGUAGUAGACAUGAUCAGUGUAAACAAAAGUAUUUAGAAAGUAUGCGAGAUUGUUUUCGAUGGAUAAGACUCUGAUACAGUGUAGUCUUGAUUACCUUUUAAAAGGUCUUCUUUGUUCAGUGUUGUCAUUUUUAUUAAUAACCUGUUGUUUUGACUAGUUUAAAGAUGGUUCUAAGAAAAGUGUUUUGGCGGGAUUAGGUAUGCUGUAUGGACAAUAAACUCACCUUGACCUAAA